AAGAGCGAAGAGGAGCAUCGAGAGGUCUGUGGGAGUCGCACUGGUACUUCCGUGGCAAUCGCAUCUUGAGAAAUAAAAAGGCGGACUGGGAGAGCGAUUACAUCAGGUAACCAAAGUAGCCCAUCAGCUGCUGAGCCUCAGCAUCCAAGUGGUCGAUAAAAAACCUCGCAAAUAAUUUAAAAAAAAUAGAAAUGUCGAGACCAAUACUGAGCAGGCCACGUACACGUGUGUAUGGCUGCAAUUACGACAAGGGUGAGUCGUACUACAAGCCAAUGGUGGAUCAUCUCGAUCGUAAAUACAGCGGAAGGCCACUAUUCCCGGAAGCUAGGACAUCACUAGCCGAUGAGAUUGCAGCGAGGCGUAGCGACAUCGGCAGCCGAGACUUGUCGGGGCCUAGAGCGAGCACCUACGCACGUGACCUUGACCUCGAAUUUGAUACACCUCGACCCCGCACCCUCGCCCCACCCCCGCACGAGGAAGACGAGGAUACAGUGUACGACAUACGCGGACAGCGUACGAAUCGUCGUAACUUGUCCGACGAUUUUGCAAGCGAAGUUGCCGCAACAACAAGACGCUUCAAAGCCCACGCAGCAAGUCUGAGUUACGACAGUGAGCAUUACGACGAUUUGCGGCGAAAUGCGAUCGAUCGACGCCAGGAGGUGAUGGAGAAAUUCACAGAGUCGGCGAAGAAUGCCCUGGAGGAGGCGGAUGUCGCCUUCAAGAGGCGCUCCAAAUUGCUGAGCGACGCGGAGGGCGAGCGCAGCGCCGCCAUGACGCGGUGGUCGAAGCUGGCGGAUGUCGAGACCGAGUCAUCGGGCGCUGCAUCACGCGCCCGCCAGACCAAGGCCCGGCUGAAUGACCUUGAGAGUGAAAUGGAGGAGAUGGCGGAGAGGCAAGCCAAACGCGAACGACGCGCUGCUGCCCUCAGGGCCCUUGUCAACGAGUCCGCCUCGUGCGACGAUUUUGUUCAGGAGUCCGUCAAGAAGACCCUCAAGAGCAGCGAGAAGCACGUGUCCUUCUAGGAUUAUUUCUAACAUCCUUUCGUCUUCCUGUUCUAUUUAUGUUAUGGCGUCCUCUCAUCUCUCUCUCUCUCUCUCUCUCUCUCUCUCUCUCUCUCUCUC
This is a messenger RNA of Diachasma alloeum, 1121 nucleotides long. RefSeq lists its product as uncharacterized. Bases 192 to 1022 code for a protein of 276 amino acids. Lineage: Eukaryota; Metazoa; Arthropoda; Insecta; Hymenoptera; Braconidae. The record is from RefSeq and is a predicted model, not a curated record. The transcript is spliced from 3 exons.